This is a messenger RNA of Paramecium tetraurelia, 957 nucleotides long. RefSeq lists its product as uncharacterized. The transcript has 2 exons. Gene Ontology annotation, molecular function: protein serine/threonine kinase activity; ATP binding. Lineage: Eukaryota; Ciliophora; Oligohymenophorea; Peniculida; Parameciidae. Gene Ontology annotation, cellular component: nucleus. Gene Ontology annotation, biological process: protein phosphorylation; mitotic DNA damage checkpoint signaling. The record is from RefSeq and is a predicted model, not a curated record.
AUGACUUUUCCUAUGAACUUUAUAAUGUAAAUAUUUAAAUGGAUUAAGAUUUUAACAAUAAUUUAGAGAGAAAAGUUUCAUAAUUGCAUAUAAAUACAUACAGUUGAAUACCAUUAGGAUAUAGAGAAAAUAUUUGUAUUGGAAGAGUAUAAUUAACAAGGGAAUUUGCAUGAUUUUCUUAAGAACAAUCAGAAUUUUACAAACAACUAGAUUAUAAAUUGCUUACUUGAUAUUAUAAAAGGAUUAUAAUAAUUAUCCUAACAUCAAUAUAUGCAUAGAGACAUUAAACCUCAAAAUAUUGUAUUUGAUGGAACAAAAUUUAAACUUAUAGAUUUCGAAACCUGCAAAUAUUAUGGCUAAGAUUUCUCCAAAUUACAGUCUCGAAUAGGAACUUUUAUUUGUAGAGCUCCUGAAGUUUAACUUGAUUUUGCUUAUUCAUCCAAAUGCGAUGUUUGGAGUAUUGGGUGCUUGCUUUAUUAUAUAUUAUAUAAAUCAUUUCCUUUAUAAAAUUAUGAUCCAUUAUAACUUCUACUAUUGUAUUAGAAUAAUCAUUAAUUAAAAUUCCCAUCUUAAAUAAUAAAUAAGGAAUUAAAUGGUUUGCUGUAACAAAUGCUUAAAAUUAGGGAGAUUGAUAGAAUUAGUCUUAAUACUCUAUAUUUUUUAUUGAAGAUUAUUAAAUGCUUAAUUAAAUUCAAUAUCAAUAAUCCUGAAGAAAAUCUUGCCUCUUUGAUUGAGAGGAUAUAACUUAUUAUGUGCUCUGAAACAAAUUAAGAGAUUUGCAAAAAAAUAUACAUUUGUUUUAAGACACUUCUUAUUUACUAAAUAAAUACAGAGAACUAAAAUGAUUAAUAAAGGGAAAAGUUGAAACGUGCUACUUAAGAAAUUAUAAGAGAAUUCGAAAAUGAACAAAUUUUUUUAGAUUUGAUGAGAUAGAUUAACUAAUAAAUAUAGGUAUGA